Molecule: messenger RNA, 6815 nt
Organism: Anopheles coluzzii
Lineage: Eukaryota; Metazoa; Arthropoda; Insecta; Diptera; Culicidae
Exons: 8
Coding region: 198-6725 (2175 amino acids)
Biological process (GO): homophilic cell-cell adhesion
Cellular component (GO): catenin complex; plasma membrane
Molecular function (GO): calcium ion binding; cadherin binding
Source: RefSeq, a predicted model, not a curated record
CAAACAGUUGCUUGACGGCAAUACUGGGUAACGGACGAAUAUGAUCGGUCGAGUGCACCGCAGUGCUUGGCUAGUUCAUAAACGAGACAAUUAAUUUCGGCUAGCGCAAAGUGCUCACGAGGGAAGAAGAUAGCAGUAAAGUGCUCGUUUUUACAUGUGCUCUCACGUGUCAUCCUUCAGCAUCUGUCGGCAGUGCAAUGGGUAGUGAAAGUAAUUACAGCGUCUGGAGAAAGCUCCCGGUAGCCGCGAUAGUAGUUCUAACGAUAGUGUCGGCUUCCGUCACUGCGCAAGAAUGUUCCUCGCCAACACUCACUUUUGUUGGCCAGUUUCCAACAGAGCCUGAAGUAUCGACCACGGUGGGUGUCGGCUACACACUGGCUCAGCACGAAGUGAGCAACGUUCUCUCCGUCAAAGUCAAUCCAAGUCAAACAGGUUUGCCGGUGUACAUCGAUGCAGUACUCGCAGACGGCCGGUUGCUAAUUAAAACGAGCGCUCAGUUCGCUGAUUACGAAAAGCUAGAUGAUAAAUUGUUCUUUUUCAACCGUGUCGUCUUUACCUGCACUUCGGGCUCUGUUCGCGAGAUGAAUUUCAGGCAGUCGAUCAAGGAAGAGAACAACCAUGCGCCGUUGUUCUCCAAAACCAGCUACGACAUUACAAUUCCAUUGCCUUUGCCGAGGGAAUUCAAUAUACAACAGUUCAUCGACGGAGGCAAUGGAGUGGUAGCGAAUGACUACGACAUAACGAAGAAUAAGAUAACAUUUUCCAUCGACGAAAAUGACUAUUUCAUCGUUCAGUCCAUUGGUGGAUCAUCGCGUACAGAGACCAUGGCGAAUUUGAUAACGAAACAAACACUUACGAAAAUACAACCACCGAUCACAGUGCAGAUUACUGCUAUGGAUGAAUGGAACCCUCCGAAAACAUCGACGGCAAGGAUCACCAUUGUUGGUGAUCCAGUGAUUUCGUUCGUAACACCACCAGACUUUGAACAAAGCCUUUACAAAACAGUCUACAAAGAAGGGGAUACUUUCACACCCAUUCGAAUUGCUCUGUUGGCCAACACGUAUGAUACCAGCGUCCGUUACGAAGCUUCUGGAGAGGAUGCGGAUUAUUUCACCAUCACACCAGCAACAGAUCGGAGCAGCGUUACGGUAGCGUUACGUUCGGGCACACAAAUCGAUAUAGAAAAGAAGCUGCUUAGCUUAACGAUCACCGCUAGCCGGACGGGUACGGAGUAUGUUGGACGCACAGCACUGGUAGUGGAGCUUUCGUACGAACCGAAAAUUGUGCCCACCUUCGAAGCCUCCCUCUACACCGGUACGAUAAAUCGUAACAAAGUGAUAACCGUAGAGAGCAUCAAAUUACUGCCAACCACCAGUGAUAGUAGCGUACGUGUGCGAUUGUCCGGAGAAGAUUCUCAGUACUUCACACUAACGUUUGCCAACAAUCAAGCCACCCUGGCUCCAUCGAAUAUGCUGACCGAUGCGGUGCUGAAGGAAAAGAAUUUCUUUCUAGUGACUCUGCAGGCAGAAAAGAUUGACGUCGGUACAGGUGAAGCACUGGUUGUGCUAACGGUAGAGAAGAGCAACACGAAAGAUCCACAUUUUGAACAGACGCUGUACGAAGGUACGAUCACCGAAACGGGUGUACUGAAUGUGCCUACGGUUCGCAUUUCACCGGACAGUUUCGUGCAAGGUUUGCAGUACGACUACACGGGUGACACUGCGCUGGUCACAUUUAGUCCGGACAGUACUGGCACCUUCACCGUAACAUCUAACAACGUUACGCCCGAAAAACUGAUCGGCAAAAGCUAUAUCCUGCUAUCGAUCGUUGCCAAGUUGGAGGAUGAAGAAACAGCCCACACUGUAGUUAUCUUCAAGGUGCUUCGCACUCCGGUAGUGAUACCAAAGUUUACGGAGCCCUUCCUCGAAGGUGAGCUAGUGUUGAACACGCUAGAAGUACGCCUUCCGAACGUGGAGCUCGUGCUGGAUACCUUCUCAGCCGACACCAAAGUAAGCGUCGUCGAUGAUCGGUACUUUUUCGACAUCCUGGAGGAUUUUCCGGAAAACGUGUUCAAAGUAUACCUGCGUUUAAACGUCACCAGAGAAAUGUUGCGUGAUAUCGAUCGGCUUUCUCUGCAAGUGGAGGCUCAAAAUCCUAACUCUGAAAAAUCAUACUGCUUCAUUACGGUAGACGUAAGCCGAGCUGCAUCACCAGCUUUCGAGCGACUUGUCUAUGAUGGUGUGAUUGAUGAAACGAAACAGCUAGUUGAAGAGAUCGUGGCUAAACUUACGUCCGACUCCGCAGGAGAAAGGAUAACGUACACACUCGAAGGCGAAGAUGUGACGUUUUUCUCAAUAAAAGAAGCGCCCACAUGGGACAAUAUACGCAUCGCGCUUAAGUCACCGUUAACCGAUGAGGAGUUUGAAAGCCGCACUCAUUUCCAGCUGAAUCUUAAAGCAACAAACACACUGUUAGCUGUAGAUACGGUCGUGCCCUUGAUAGUGUACGUGAAGCAUUCUUUGGUAAAAAUUCCCAAAUUCGAAAAACCCCUCUACAAGUCGCGCAUCGAUACCGGUCUUAAGCUUGUGCCGUUUGAGCAAAUUAAGCUAGAACCCGGAACGUACGUCGGGAUGGCCACGGUUACAAUUCACAACAGCAACAGCGAGUUCUUCGGUGUGCAGCUGCAGGAAGGCAUCGUUACGAUACAGCUGCUAAAGGAGCUUGAUGCAGCAUCGGUGAGUGGUGUUAAACAAUUCGAGUUUGUCAUAGAAUGCGCUAACCCAGAUUUGAUGUCUGGCUUCACUACCAUACUCAUUGACAUUGAUCGUGUGGUUGCGCCUGAGUUUUCCGACCGCUUCUACAAUGGGGAAGUACGCGAAGGCGUACAGCAGAUAACGUUUGAUAAGGCAGUUGCUCUCAAACCGCAAACGAUCGUAACCGAUACAGUAUACGAGCUGGAAGGAGUUGAUAGCGCUCUGGUACGAUACGUUGUAUCGAACGAUCGUAGUUUGAGUUUCUUUUUGCGCGACGAAGUAAGCAAGGAACAACUGAAGACGCGCUCAGAAAUCACAUUCAUAGUAGUUGCCAGUAAUCCUAGCAACAGCCAGCCGGCACUAGUACCUUGCACGGUGAAGAUUAUCCGCGAAGUAAAGCCCAGCUUUACGCGUACUUCAUUCCGGGGCAAAAUUGUGGAAGGUAAUACGGUGGUCGAUUUUGGAAGCUUUCCAAUUGCUUGGGAAGCCGACAGUGUGAAGGAUACGGCCACAUUCAUUAUCGUUGACGCAGUGCCGAACAGUUACUUUGAGGUGCAGUCAAGUGAAAAUCGUCUAUCGAUUGACAUUGCUCUAAAGCCCGACGUAAAAUGGGAUCAGGUGCGGUCGUACCCCUAUUACCAGCUCAUCCUGCAAGUUACAAAUCCCGGAUCUGACACGGCACAAUGUACGCUUGUGAUUGACGUCGAAAGUCUUCCCACCAUCACACCAACCUUCACCAAAGCCAUCUAUCGUGGUUCGCUACAGGAAGGUACGAAGGAGGUGGUGUUCUCGGCUGCUGACACAAUUACCGUACAACCGGGAACCAUUAUGCCAACCUUCCAGUUCACUGCCGCUGAAGGUGAUGCGAACCUGUUUGAUGUGAUGAUGGUCGAUGAUAACAAAUUUAAAGUGUCGCUUAAAGAUAGCAUCGCCCCGGGCACCAUUGAGGGGCGCGACAUGUUAAGCUUCAUCAUAACCAUUAACAACGCGUACAGUGCAGACGAUACAGCUACCAUUGUGAUCACUAUCAAGCUGGACGAUAUCAUCAGUCCGGCCUUUUCAAAGCUGAUGUAUAGUGGCACCAUCCUCGAAGGUACCAGUGUGUUGAGUUUGCAAGAAUCGAUCCUACUAAGUGGUGGAACGUACACAGAAAACACUGAAAUAGGCAUUGGUGGUACGGAUGCCACACUGUUCACUGUUUCAAGAGCGGAAUCUGCGCUGGAUCUACGCAUUCAAGCAGAUGCAAUCGACUGGAACGAGCUAGAUGCAAAACACUACUUAAGCAUUUACGUACAAGCCACCAAUCCUGGCAGUGACACGGCCACAUCCUUUGUGGUGAUCGAAAUUGAACGUCUGCAGCAACCCCAGUUCGUCCAAUCCUCUUCUCACGGGUACAUUGAAGCCGGUGAGCGUAACGUACGUUUCGCAGACGGUUCGGAACUGAGGAUAAUAAUCGACAGCACGCAACCUGGUUAUCAGUGGAAUCUUGCCGGAGACGAUUAUCAGCUGUUCGAUGGGUCGUUGGUUGAAGAUUUGUUCAAAUUCAGUCUUAAAGAAUCGGCUGCCACGGAACAGUUGUUGGGCACCAGGACGACUCUCAACUUCAAAGUUAUUCUCCGAAAUCCCAAUGGAAGAACAAUCGAUUCGACAGUGGUGGUGAACCGCCGACUGUAUGUGCCCCAGUUUUCCAAGCACAUCUACACUGGUUCGUUCAAUGCCGAUCUGCAGUUGUUGCUAGCGGAUGCGAUACAAAUAACGCAAGCAAGCUUUGCGAGUGGAACUGUUGUCACCAUACUCGAGUCAAAUGUUGAUUUCCUUGCGCUUGAGCAAAGCGAGCGCAGUGUGGAGCUAAAGCUGUCCCGAGCAAUUUCGACCGUCGAUUUCCAGGGUCUACAAACGGUACGUCUCGUGCUGUUAGCUAAGGCAUCCGAAGAUAGCUGGAGUACUUGCUCGGUUAUGUUGGCAGUUCCUGAUGGAACGCCCUGUAUUCCUUUGCCUCCGAUUGUGGACUGUUCUAGUUGUUACAACUGCACUACUGGCGGUAUUCAGGAGGAUGUGCCCGUAUUUCCGUACGGUGACUUCAGAUUUCAGUUGCGAAGCGAUACUACAGGUGCCAUUGGUACGGUAACCGCUAUUGUAAAAGAUCCAACAGCUACUGUUCAACACACACUGGAUAUGGAAGAUGCAUACUUGAAAGAGCACCUUGCCAUAACACCUGAAGGACGAUUAAUACUUGAUCGUCCGAUCAUACCGAACGUCUAUCAAUUCCUCGUGCAUGCAACGAACACGGCAGCGGGAAAACGUGCUACGGCAAACGUUUUGCUUGACGUACUGAAUCAAUUUGAGUGUACGGAGGGUGAUAAGCAAGUAGCGGUCAAUCAGGUGCUGUUCGUGACGCAUCUUGAAGAGGAACGGCCGCAUGCGACAAUUUUCUCUACCCAACUAAGCGAAUCGUGUACUUACGAGCUGAUUAGCGAACAUCCAAUAGAAGAUGAUCAACAGGAACCUUACUUCUACAUCGAUCCUGAAACAAACUGGCUUGCUUCGAGAAGUUUUGACCGCGAAAAUGAAAAGCUAUUCCAAAACAUGGACGUACCGCAAUUUAAGCUGGUGCUGAAAUUAAAAUGCUUCGAUAACGACGAUGCAGCGGAUCAAGCUAAUCGACGAUCGAUGGUGAAACGAUCGCUCGUGAACACGGAGACAAUAAACUACGCACCCGAUAUUACGAUAGUGAGCAUUAUCGUGGACGAUAUUAACGAUAACGAUCCUAUCUUCAUAUACCCUGAAACGGCAUCCGGAAACAAGGUCUGGCUUGGUUUCCCAGAACCUUCCCUAGCUAACAGACUUAUGCUGUCCGGGCUGAUAGAUGUUGUGGCGACGGACGCGGACGAGGAUUUGAAUGCAAAGAUCAGAUACAGUGUGGCGGAAAACGAACAUUUCAACGUACAUCCCGAAACGGGCUCCAUUAAACCGACAAAAGAUUCGCUACGUGCCUCCAAUAUCAUUGAUCUAAUUGUGUAUGCAACAGAUCGUGAUGGUGCAGUAGACGGACGCAGCAGUCGCCUGGAAAUUACUGUAUAUCGUCUGGACGAAAAUCAGAUUGCGUUCAUCACCCUUGAUGCGGCUGACGAAGCCACCGUGCAGGAGUUCACCGAACAGGUUAAUCGCCAAAGCAAUUUCCAUCUAAAGGUACUCCAUCAGAGUAUCGUGCCGUUGUUGGAAGCGUCCAGUAGUCGAGCAAACGUUACAAAAGCUGUCCGACAGGUACAAAACACGAUGAGUACUAUGCGACUUAUUGUGUACGCGAUAAACGAUAACAAUCAGCUACUGAGUACGAACGAUAUUCGAGACGGCAUAAGAGCGGUGUUUCCAAAUAUUAAAGCAUCAGCUAUAGAAUCGUUCAGCAAUGCCGUUUGCUAUGGCAACCAAACCAAUCCCUCCUGUCCAGAAGAAUUGUCCGACGGCUCCAGCAACAGUGGUCUAAUCGCUUCAACGUCCGUGCUGGGAGGUCUUCUCCUUAUCUGCAUGGCGCUUACGAUUGUGCUGUACCUACGCUAUGUGAGGCCAUUGUCGAAAGGAACUGACAACAAUCCGUCGGAUAUAGUGCAGCUUGAAAAUGAUUUCGACACUACUCCACCGUCUACCUCGCCAUCCUUAGGUGCGAAGAAGGAACGGAAUGCUGACGACCCCGAAAUGGUGGAAGAUAGGAAAAUAUCUAUUAACAUUGCUGGUAUCACCAUGCAAGAGUCUGAAGAUACCAACGUGGAUGCUGGUAAUCGGCUGGCCCGUUCCUUAGCCGAGCGGUUAGACGAGGAAGAUGAGUACGGCGCUAUAACUUCCGGAACAUCUGGGCCGGAAACGACCAGCGAACCAAAGAACGUCAAGUUCAACGAGGUUGUUGAAAGGAUAGAGGUGCAGGAGCACCAUAGCGAUGAAGAGGACGGUAGCUCGGUGUACGAAGAGCGUUUGUAGCGACCAUAGCAGUCGGUUUACAAUAUGAUGUAAAUUAACAGUGGCAUAACAUAAGUUUGGAUGUAAAUAAAAAUAAAAAUCAUAAAUCAA